This is a messenger RNA of Epinephelus moara (kelp grouper), 3086 nucleotides long. Its product is annotated as E3 ubiquitin-protein ligase TRIM39-like. Gene Ontology annotation, molecular function: protein binding. Bases 269 to 1939 code for a protein of 556 amino acids. The record is from RefSeq and is a predicted model, not a curated record. Lineage: Eukaryota; Metazoa; Chordata; Actinopteri; Perciformes; Serranidae. The transcript has 7 exons.
AAACCUUUUGGCAGGUCCAGAAUUCGAUCUGUGUGAACUUGCUCAACGUGCACCACACCCUGCAGCAGGCAAAAAGACGAUUUGGUUGCUCAUUUGCUUGCGGACAUGCCUCUUUCAGUAAAGGAAGUAACUGGCAGAGGUUUUAAACAGAAAUGAAACUUAAGAGAAGGAGGCCAGCCCAGAGGAGGGACACACACAAGGUGGGAGUGGACAGAGAAGCUGACAAAAGCCUGUGAGAUUCGGAGCAUCUCAAUCAUCGAAAGCAGAUAUGGCCUCCACUCAAGCAUCGCCCAGUGAGACCCACCCACUGGAGAAGCAUAUAACAUGCUCCAUCUGUAUGGAGGUGUUUGUGGAUCCUGUCACGACAGCUUGUGGCCACUCCUUUUGUAAGAAAUGUCUGGACAUCAACUUUAGGUACAACGACAUCAUGUGCCCCCUGUGCAAGGCACAUCUGAGUAAAACUCCACAGGUGAACAUCGUCCUGAGAAGCCUUGUGGAAGAGAUGACAAAGACCUCAGAGGAAGACGUUGAUAAGUACACCGGGGCGCCUGGCGAAGUGGCCUGUGACAUUUGCACAGAGCAAAAGCUGAAGGCUAAGAAGUCCUGCCUUGUCUGUCUUGCCUCGUAUUGUUCGACCCACCUGGAGAAUCAUACUUCGACUGAAAGGUUGAAGGGCCACAAGCUGGUGGAACCUGUGGAGAACCUGGAUGAGAGGGCCUGUCUGCAGCAUGGACGUCCCUUGGAGCUGUACAGCAGGAAGACGAAGAGAUGCAUUUGUGUACGCUGUACUGAAGAAGAUCAAGAGGAGGUUGUUUCCUCUGAAGAAGAAUGGGGCAAGAAGAAGGCCAAGCUUGGAAACACAAAGGCAGAGUUACAUGAGAAAAUUAAGAAGAGAAAAACGCGGGUGGAUGAGAUUAAUGCAUCUCUAAAGAGCUGCAAGGACCAGCUGGAGAAUGAGUGGUGGGAUAUUGAGACUGUGUUUACAGCAGUGAUUAACACUGUAGAGGAAGCCCAGGCUGCAGCUCUUAAGCCACUAAAGGACAGGAGGGAGGCUGUGGAGAAAGAAGCAAAACACAUCAAGACAGAGUUGGAAGAAGAGAUCGACAGGCUUGAGAAAACCAUCUUCGAGCUGGACGAUAUAUCUGCGCUUGAGGAUCACAUCCUUUUCCUUCAGAGAUACCCAUCUCUUCAAGACCUGGACAGCAUCAAUGACUCGACAGAGCUAGAGCUUGACACAUCACUGUCUUUUGGCACGAUGAGAAGAAUCACAACAGCCAUGUUGCAACAGAUCCAACGGGAAGUAGAGAAGCUGACCUCCACUGAACUUCAGAGACUUCCAAAGUUUACAGUGGAUGUAAAGCUGGAUCCAACCACAGCACACCGACGCCUUGUUCUUUCUGAUGAUGGGAAGGAAGUGAAAGAUGGAGGGGAGGACCAGGAAGUAGAUGAAAAUCCAGAAAGGUUUGAUCUGUUUGCCAGCAUCCUGGGGCUCAACAGGUUGACCUCUGGGAAGUCAUUCUGGGAGGUGGAGGUCAGCAACAAGACGGGGUGGGACCUGGGUGUGGCAAGGGGCGACGCAAACCACAAAGGGAAACUCUCUCUGAUCCCAGAUAGCGGUUACUGGGUCACCGUACUGUAUGAAGACGAUAAGUACGCAGCCCUGACAUCUCCACCGGUUCGUCUUUCCCUUAAAGAGAAACCUCAGAAGGUCGGGGUGUUUGUGGACUUUGAGGAAGGUCUCGUGUCCUUCUACGAUGUGACAGCUCAAUCCCACAUCUACUCCUUCACUGAGUGUUCGUUCAGUGACGAGCUCUUCCCGUAUUUCAGUCCACAUGUAAAGCAAGAUGAGAAAAACUCUUGUCCUCUGAUUAUAUCUGCUGUGAAACACUGUGAGCAGGAUGUGGAUAUGAAGGAUGAGCAGGUUUGUGCUCCAGUUUAGGGAAAUUUUGGAGGUCAAAAAAUUGGGUUCAGUAGAAUGUGGAGGAGGAAUCUUAAGGCUCAGGAUUGGAUGGAUUUGAAACAAAUAAUUAAUCACUAAAUAGAGAAGAAUUUGAAUUAGUAAAAUUAUUUGGAAAAGGGUAGAUCUUCAACCCUCUGGAGUCGACGAAUGUGCCGGUUCAUCCAAAUCACAUGACCGAUUUAAGAUGACAUAGCAGCAAGAUGCAGCCUUGCUGAGAAUCCAUUUCAACUUCGUUGAGAGUGCGAAUUUCAAACUAUAUACCAAUUUUGAAUUGUGUUGAUAGGUCAAGUAAAACCAGAUUUAUGAUAAACAGUUUAUGCUACGCUUUUUCCUGAAUAUUGUCAUCACGUUUGUUGCAAGAAGAAACAGUAAAUAUUGGCUAUUCUAAAGGAAAGUGCUCGCAAGCAAAAAAAAAAAACCCAUGACACCCUCUUUCCUAUUGGUGUUGUUUUUUGUGUGAUCCAUCGGUCCAUGUGUUAAUACAAUAUGUCAAAAUGAAAACAUAACUGUAAAGUCACACAGGUGAGGUUGUGCUGAAAAAAUGACACCAAACAAGGCCAGGUAAAGAAUUUUUAAGGUGAAAAUUAAAGGUAAAAUCAAAAGUAGUCAGAAAAUGCCCAAUUAUACCCUUUACCACAAAGGGUUAAUUGAUGAAUAUGCAACAAGAUGUGCUGAUACAUGAAAACAAGCCUUGGGGAGUAACAAUGCUACUACUGUUUAUAAUGCAAGUUGCAGAUUUUCUGUCGUCAUGGUAAAAACUGACACUAUGAGCUGUAAUAUCGGGUUGAAUUUGGAUUGUGAGUAAUAACUAAUGCUAAUCCAUACCCAUUGGUAGCUUUGUCACCUUCUACCUAUGCCAAUCCUCAAUGCCUAUGUGCAGUUUCACAUAGAUUGACCACGUCAGUGAGUAGAAAAACGUGGGUCAGACAGAAUGACUGACUGACACACUGACAGUUUCCAUGAUUAUGUACAGCAUACCAUACCAUGACUUAGUCAUACCAAAAAUUAGAAAAAAACAACAACAUUGGGCCACAGGGGGAGCCACAGGGGGAGCCACAGCGAUCUGUCGCAUUUUAGCCAUUUUUAAGCAUUUAUAGCGCCACCCAGUUGCCAAUUAGAGUUAAAU